Messenger RNA from Paramecium octaurelia, 1332 nucleotides. Lineage: Eukaryota; Ciliophora; Oligohymenophorea; Peniculida; Parameciidae. The record is from the annotation of a GenBank genome assembly.
AUGAUUUAAUAAACACAAGCUCAUCUUCCAAAGGAGUGGAUCGAAUUCUUACAACAGAUUCAAAACCUCGACCCAAUUGAUGUAGAAACAGUAACUUAAUAUGUAAAAGUGCGUGUCAACCACUUUCCAACCGAUUAACAAAUGGCAGAGUACUAUGAAGAAGUUUUUUCAAAGUAACAAAUAAUCAAUACUAUAUUUAGAUCUACAAGUGAUGUAAACAGAAAAAAGUGGCAUUAAUAAGAUAAAAAUCUACUCAUCUGGUGUAUGGCGAAGCACAUGAUGUCAUAAAAUCGACAGGAACUUAUCCCCGUAAAUUCUUAUGUAUAUUAUAUAAGAAUGAUGAUGAUUGGGAGUACGUAUCAAGAGUUCUUUGUGUAGAUAAAAAUCUAGUGGAGUUGAAAUGGAUAUCACUUCUUCAUUCUAAUUUAAAGAUCUCUCCUUGGUCAAAGGAUGAAGAUCAAAUUCUGAUUAACAUUGCCAAGUAUCCCUUUUUAAUUUAUAAUCAAGUGAUCAUUAUUAUAAAAAUAAUUGGACCGAGUUAACAAUCAAAUUCAAUUCUAUAUCUUCAACCCAGAGAUAUCCUAAGUAAAUACGGGAAAGGUGGAACAAUGUGUUGAAUCCCAACAUCUCUCGGUCCACUUGGAGCAAAGAAGAAAAAAUCAAAUUACUAUAAUUGAUUUUGAAAUAUGGCAAAAAAUGGUCUAAAAUCUAAGAUGAAUUAAAUGGAAGGAGCGAAAAUUAGAUCAAAAAUUAGUAUAAUGGAAUAAUAAGAAAUUUAAAAAGAUUUAAUGUAAACAUUGAAUCUAAUCAGUAGGUUUAAGAAAGUGAAGAAAGAUUGUUGAUCAAAGCAAUAAUCGAAAAUCCAGAUCAAAAGUUAAGUUUGACUGUUACCUAAUUCAUGUCGGACUUCUUGGCUAAGAAAGAAGCUUCAAAGAGUGUAGAAUCCCCAUAACUCCAUUAACUUACUGAGUCAUAAAUAUAAAAGAAAAUCUGUGCCGACUCUGUCCCUCAAGAAUCCGGUAUUAGUGCCACAAGUACUAUUAAUAUUUAUAUUAGACAUCUUAUUACAAGAGAAAUUGAAUUAAUGUAAAGAAAUGCAACAAUAAAUGAAGUAGACGUCUAUGUAAUAAAAUGCAUACUUCUCCUCUCCUCAACAAUAGCAAUAUUCAUAAGUGCCUAUGUAGUCCAGCUAGUGUUUUUAUAAUAAUAAUUACCCAAAUUAUUAUACAAAUUAUUAAUAAUAAAAUUAAUAAUACUUGCCCUACCCCAAUUAUAAUUAGAUAUAAUAGUAAAUGCCUUAUCAAUAAUAUCACUAUGGCUAUUAUUGACGAC